Heteronotia binoei (common prickly gecko) is the source of this 4817-nucleotide messenger RNA. It is a transcript of the gene TTLL5, whose product is annotated as tubulin tyrosine ligase like 5. Lineage: Eukaryota; Metazoa; Chordata; Lepidosauria; Squamata; Gekkonidae. The transcript is spliced from 35 exons. The record is from RefSeq and is a predicted model, not a curated record. Gene Ontology annotation, biological process: microtubule cytoskeleton organization; protein polyglutamylation. Gene Ontology annotation, molecular function: tubulin-glutamic acid ligase activity; tubulin binding. The coding region runs from base 223 to 4263 and encodes 1346 amino acids. Gene Ontology annotation, cellular component: cilium.
GCGGGAGCGGGAGAGGCGGCGCUUGCGUAGAGGCGCCUGUGAGGAGGGAGGGGCAGUUGCUUGGUUGUUGUAGUAACAGGAGAAGCGCCGGCAGGAACCGCGGUCACCGGGCCCCCAAGGGAGAUGAAGCAGCAGAAAACUGCACUGGCUAGAUCUAUCAAUUCUGCAGGGAAAUAUUUGAGAGGCUACUGUUUUUGGGUUCUAUGAAAACGUGUACAGGCAAUGCCAGCUGGGAUGGCUCGGGACGUGGAAGAAAUGGGGUCAUCUUCCGAGGAAGAUGUGGUGGUGGAAGGGCCAGAGGAUCACCCAUGCAUCAUGUGGACGGGUGGAUAUAAAAGGAUCCCAAUCCUGGUGUUUCAUGCAGAAGCUCUCCUAACAAAGGACAGCUACAUCCGCUUGAUUGGAGAGCGCUAUCGUUUGUCUUACAAAAUUGUGCGAACAGACAGUCGUUUGGUGCGCAGCCUUCUUGCGGCUCAUGGAUUCCGUGAGGUGCAUCCCAGCAGCACUGAGUAUAAUCUAAUGUGGACAGGAUCCCACUUGAAGCCUUACGUUCUACGGACGCUCACAGAUAUUCAAAAAGUCAAUCAUUUUCCCAGGUCUUAUGAAUUAACUCGAAAGGACAGAUUGUACAAGAAUAUCAAUCGAAUGCAGCAGACCUAUGGAUUCAAGACUUUCCAUGUCCUGCCUCAGACCUUCAUCCUCCCAGCUGAAUACCAAGAGUUUUGUAAUUCAUACUCAAAGGACAGGGGACCUUGGAUAGUGAAGCCUGUGGCAUCUUCUAGAGGUCGAGGUGUCUAUUUGGUAAACAGUCCGAAUCAGAUUUCUCUGGAAGAAAACAUUCUGGUCUCCCGCUAUAUCAGCAACCCCCUCCUCAUUGAUGACUUCAAAUUUGAUGUGCGGCUGUACGUUCUGGUGACAUCGUAUGAUCCUCUUGUUGUUUACCUCUAUGAGGAAGGUUUGGCCAGGUUUGCCACUGUGAGAUAUGAUCAGGGAACAAAGAAUAUUAAGAACCAGUUCAUGCAUCUAACAAACUACAGUGUCAACAAGAAGAGCGGUGACUAUGUCAGUUGUGAUGACCCUGAAGUGGAGGAUUAUGGGAACAAGUGGAGUAUGAGCGCAAUGCUGAGGUAUCUGAAACAGGAAGGGAAAGAUACAACAGCUCUGAUGGCAAGUGUGGAGGACCUCAUCAUCAAGACAAUAAUUUCUGUGGAGCUGGCCAUUGCUACAGCCUGUAAAGCUUUUGUCCCUCACCGUGGUGUUUGCUUUGAGCUUUAUGGAUUUGAUGUCCUCAUUGAUUCUACUCUGAAGCCUUGGCUGCUUGAAGUGAACCUGUCCCCUUCCCUGGCCUGUGAUGCUCCUUUGGACCUGAAGAUUAAAGCUAGUAUGAUUUCAGACAUGUUUACUCUUGUAGGCUUUGUUUGUCAGGAUCCAGGUCAGCGGUCAAGCCGGACAUCUUAUUACACAUCUGAGGCAAGGAGAAAUCCAUACCAGAAAAUACAACGCCCCGUAUCUGCACAGUCCCGAUCAACAAAUGCCAAACUGCGCUCUCGACCUCUCUCUGCUAGCGAUGCUGAGAUUAAAAACCUGAUGUCCUCAUCAAGGGAGAAAGCAGCAGGAAGGCAUGUCGGCUCCAUGCUGGGCCUUUCCAUGGAGGAGAUAAAAGUUCUGCGUCGAGUGAAGGAUGAAUAUGAACGAAGAGGGGGUUUCAUUCGCAUAUUCCCUACACCAAUAACUUGGGAUCUUUAUGGAUCCUAUUUGGAACACAAGACAACAAUGAAUUAUAUGCUGGCCACACGCCUUUUCAAUGAAAGGGGAGGGUCAAGAAGAGGGCCUCUCCCUAGACGAAAUCGAAUAAGUGUUAUUGGUGAACAGGGUCUAGAGGCUAUGGACUGUAAUGCUCAGCUUCAUGCCACCCUAUAUGAGCGGAAACUCCUGUCACUAGAGGUACGGAAACGAAGGCGACGUUUUGGCAAACUGAGAUCAGGACAUACAAGGUUAUCAGUGACCUCAAAGUCAGCUGAUAUUGUCCUCAAGUCAGACAUGGAGAGUGAAGAGGAAGAAGAGAUAGCAGAGGAGGAGGAUGAACUGGAGGUAUCUCGGUGUGAGACAGCUGGCUCUCUUAAGAAUGUGAAGGAGAAUCUGAAGUCUCAGUUGCCAGAGAAGGUGCAAGGAAAGUUGCCAAAGGACCCCGAAUACAAACUUGAAGGGAUACUGCCUCAGAAUAACAUGGAACCAUUACCUAAAGAUGCUGAACCUCCUUUUAAUUUGCUACAGAUUCUGCAAGAGAAUAGAAAUUUAAGCAAAGUUCAGGCUCGCAGGGCUUUCUCUGCCUACUUGCAGCGUGUCCAGCUGCGCCUGAUGAAAGAGGCUGGAGAUCAGGUCCAGAAUGCUGCCUGGGCUGCCAAGGAGGAUGAACAAAUGGAGCUGGUGGUCCGCUUUUUGAAACGAGCAGCCAGUAAUCUUCAGCAGUCUUUGAGGAUGUUACUCCCAAGUAGGCGCCUGGCACUAUAUGACCGUAGGCGCAUUUUGGCUCACCAGCUGGGUGAAUUUAUCAUCUGUUACAACAGGGAAACUGACCAAAUGUCUCAGGCAGGAUUAAUGAAAAAACAGGAGGAAGAGGAGGAAGAGGGGGUAGAUGCUGAAGGCUUUCAGGAAUUCAUUACCAAGGCAAGUGAAAGUGAUUUGGAGGAGGUGUUGACAUUUUACACACACAAGAAUAAGUCAGCAAGUGUCUUCCUAGGAACGAAUCCUGGAGCUUCAAAGCACAGCAGCAGCCAGUUGGAGUGCAAGGCCAAGGGAGGAAUGAGGGAAGAAGCUGAAAAACAGGAGCCUGAAACACCAGCUGGUACGGAAAAUGUGGUAGAGGAGCUGAGAAGUGAACGACCUACAGAAGCCAAACCAUACAGGAUUCCCUCUUUAACAGAAGAUGAAAAGAAUACACCACAACUUGCCCCAUCUACUACUGCUUCCACUGUUCGUGGUGACAUCCCCCCACAAAGCUUCAGCUCCCAGUUGUCCUCUCAUACUGCUGCCUCUGAAAAUGCAGACAUGCUGGAUCAUCACUCAACUCUCUCUCCCUCAUCUGGGUCUAGACCGAUUCCUUUCCCUUCUUUCCAAAGUGCAGUACCUGACACGUGGUCUAACUCGGCAAAAAAUGCACCCCGUGUGUCAUCAAACAAUGCAGGUUUACCCCGUUGUCGUUCUGGCAUCUACACUUCUGCCCCCUUCUCUUCUUUUCAAAGUGCCAUGCAGAUCUACAGCCAGAGAUUGUCUCGGCCAUCCUCAGCAAAAGCAGGUUCAAGCAGUCGCAGCCCAAGCAGACAGCGUGGUGGAUCUGCCAGGAUGACUAAAGAUGGAGAAGAUAGUUCUUCCUUAAGCAAGCGUUACAAUCACACAAUUGUUGCUGCAGAGCUGCAGCGACUGGCAGAGAAGCAGGCAGCCAGGCAGUACUCUCCUCCUAGCCACAUCAGUCUCCUUACUCAGCAGUUAACAAACUUGAAUCUGAUGAAUGGAGCUAUAAGCAGAGCAAAUGCAACCUCUUCUGCCAGUUAUCGGCCGCCAUUCAACCCAGGAGGUUCAUUUUGGGCCUUUCAAACAGGCACACCUACAGCUGACUACAGACCUGUACCUUUGGCUCUCAGGACUCUGGAGACCGACAGCCUUGCCUGGGAAGGGGAUGCAGAGAGCAGCAAGUUUAUAGGAAGCCAACCACUGCAUCCCAAGCUCCAGCCAACUGCUGGCAGCUAUCAGCUCCAUUUUGCCCUGCAACAGCUCCAGCAGCAGAAGCUCCAGUCUCGACAGCUCUUGGACCAGAGCCGAGCCCGGCACCAGGCAAUGUUUGCCAAUUUUCCGCCAUCCAGCAUCAGCCCGAUAGGUUUGUCAUCUGCUUCUGGAGCCUGCAGAACAUCAAGUGCCAUUUCUAGCAGCCAGAAGGCACCCAGCCUGUACAAGGUUAUGCAAUCUCAGAGUGCAUCUUCAAACUUGGUCCCAAAACCCCCAGCCAACCACAGACAGGCCAUGAUCAGAAAGGUAGCAUCCCAGAAGAUUUCCAAAGCAACAUCGACAGAAAGACAACUGAAUGGAUUCCAGAAUAGCCUUAAGACUGCUACAUCCUGGGAGCCACUUACAAACUCUGCAGGUCCUUUUGAAGCUGGUCCUCAAAUUAUAUUCGCCAAAUCUAGACCGUUAUCCAGUCGAUCCAGCACCAUUGAUAUUGUUGUAGGGCAAAGAAAGAAAAGGACAGUGCAGGCAGGGCCAGAUUAAGCUCCUGCUUGCACUUCUUUUUCAAAGUGAAGGAUUUAACUACAUAACAGAACAAACCACAAGUUCAGUGCUUCAGCAUGUAAGAAAGAGAUAAGUCAACAUGUCUGUUCACCAUUCCACACUCCCAGUCACACUCAGAUCGGCAACAAGGUCUGUUGUACACUCCAGAACUUCCUCCAGGACAGGAGAGCAGCCAAGCAUCUGUGGAACUGGUGCUGGAACUUGAGAGUUUCUACUUAAGCUUUCGGGGCUUCCUUUGCAUUCUCUAUCCCAUCUCCUUCCAACAGCUGGCCCUCCAGUUGUGGUUAGGACUCAAUGCAAGACAGAAGGCUUCCAACUGUGUCCCAGGAUCCAGGUGUCUUCAUCCUCUUGGUUGUUUCAGCUCCCUCAGAGACAGUGAAGGUUGCCUGCCAGCUGAUGGGCAAAGUUAAUAACAAUUUGCCAUCAGUGGCAUGAGGGAGUCUGAGUGCUGACUGACAAGAGGCUGCUGUCUUGAAUUUUGGCAGGAAGCCAUGGAAAUGCUCAAUCUCAAUAAAGUCAUUCAUUUUUGUUUA